AUGCCUCAAGUGCAAGCUACGGUAGUGCCGAUCGAGGAGGCAGGCCCUUCAUAUCCAACUACGGUAGAGCUCCGUGAUCCUUCGGAUGGGAGCGUGGCCGUUCGCUACAAACGUCGAGGCGGGGCCCGCCGCCGCCUCAUCGCUCCGCCCUCGGUAUAUAAAGGCAAGCAGCGGCGGUUCCUCUACCAAAUCGUCUAACUAACAACAAUGAGCUCCAUCAUUCGUGCUCUCAUCAGCCUGCUCCUUACCUACCAAGUUCUGUGCCGUCCUUCCAGAACGGUAAGCCUUCAACCAUUCGGGACUUAUUCUCAUGCUUCCAAGUUUCAGGCAGUCAAAGAGACCUUGUCCUCGCUCAACCGAGAACUCGACAAAAGUGAGUUUGAGAAAAGCUCGUACCAUUUUGAAUAUUCGACUUUCAGAUGAAAUCCAUGAUGACUACGACCUUCGCUUCACCAAUAGCUCCAUGGAAAACCAGACUCUCCAAGCCGGACUCCCCCUCGAACUCAUGUGCGAAGUCACCGGAGUGCCAACUCCUGUCGUCUACUGGUUAGUUCUGCUUUCAAAGCUUCAAAAGUCUCAUUUAUCUUUUUUACAGGACUCUUAACGGAAAGAGAAUCUCUGGAAGCUACGACAAUACCAUCUACGAGAAGCUUCACAACAUCGGCAAAGUCACGAUCCAAAACGGCGUGACUACAUCCAAACUCUACAUUCCUUGCGUCGACAAGUCUCACGCUGGAAAGUACAAGUGCGUCGGAACCAACGGCCACAGCAGAAUCGAGCAGAGCGCUAAAGUUACCAUUGGUAAGCUUUAAAUCAAAAAUUAUUAUAAAGUAUGGCAAUUUUCAGCUGGUGACGAGAAAUGUUUGGAAGCCGUGAAAGAGGCCCCGAAAAUUGUGCAAUGGACUGCAUCUCGGUUUGAGAACGAGGAAAACGCCGUCCAGUUGAUCUGCCGAACCAACGUCCCAGCUUCCAUCGCUUGGUACGACGAGAGCCGACGGCUUCUCAAUGAUCUGCCCAACUUCGAGGUAAAUUGAAUUAAAAUCUUGAUUGUCUGAUCUCAAAAACGGUAGACAGAGAAUUAACGAUCAAAGUUUUUGCAGGUGUUCCCGAACGGCGAUCUGAUGAUCAAGAAGACGAGUUGGGACGACAUGGGCGACUACACGUGCGUCGCCUCAAAUGAGCACGGCGAAGACCGACAGACCUCUUUCUUCUACCCAACGGCAAAGGAAGCCCCGGUAGGUCUUCUAUUCUUCUGGAGUCCGAAGACGCUCCAAACUUCCAACCAUUUGUCUGAAUGUUUUAAUGUUCUUUUAUUUAGGUCAGCAAGUGA
This is a messenger RNA of Caenorhabditis auriculariae, 1330 nucleotides long. NCBI's taxonomy places the organism in Eukaryota, Metazoa, Nematoda, Chromadorea, Rhabditida, Rhabditidae. The record is from the annotation of a GenBank genome assembly.